Melitaea cinxia (Glanville fritillary) is the source of this 4999-nucleotide messenger RNA. It is a transcript of the gene mon2, whose product is annotated as protein MON2 homolog. The transcript is spliced from 39 exons. The record is from RefSeq and is a predicted model, not a curated record. NCBI's taxonomy places the organism in Eukaryota, Metazoa, Arthropoda, Insecta, Lepidoptera, Nymphalidae. Bases 100 to 4968 code for a protein of 1622 amino acids.
UGAAUAGUGAUGUCGAUUGUGUACAUGGCACAUUUGUAAUUUGUAUGAUUUUUGUAUAUAACAUGAAGUGAAAAACUAAUUAAAAAUUAUUAUCAAAACAUGGCAUUUGUCAGUGCUGUAACCGGCGAUGACUCCACGAAGAAAUUCAUGGACGUCCUACAAAAUGACUUUAAAACUCUUAGCUUGGAAACCAAGAAGAAAUAUCCACAGAUAAGAGAGGCUUGUGAUGAGGCGGUCGAAAAGUUGGCUUUGGCAUCAAAUAAUCCCCAAGCUUCUCUGUAUGGUGUAGUCAAUCAAAUAUUAUAUCCAUUAGUGCAAGGAUGUGAGUCAAAGGAUGUUAAAAUUAUAAAGUUCUGUCUCGGCACGAUACAGAGGUUAAUAGCUCAACAAGGGAUAGAUGCAAAGGGUGCCCGUCAUGUAGUUGACUGUCUGUACAAUCUCGGUCAGGCAGGCAUGCUGGAGUUGAAGCUUCUGCAGACAGCCGCCUUGUUAAUGACCACAUCAGACUUGGUUCAUGGCGACACUUUGGCUAGAACGAUGGUGCUAUGUAUACGCAUGGUGUCGCCCAGUGAGACUCGCGACGUGAGCACAACCCACGCGGCGGCUGCCACCGUACGGCAGCUCGUAGCUCUCGUGUUCGAGAGGGCGCUGGCUGAGGCUAAUGGUACUCUAAAAGUGAACCCUGCAGAUGUCAGAAUGCAAGCAAACAGUAAAGCCCCGAAGGAUCUCAAGCCCUGUGCAGUUGACGCAUACUUGAUUUUACAAGAUAUUAUUCAACUUAUAAACGGCGAUUCGGCAAACUGGCUCGUUGGUAUUUCAGAUGUACCGAAGACGUUCGGAUUGGAACUGCUUGAUACUGUAUUGACUGACUUUUCUGAUGUAUUCUUUAAGAUUUCAGAGUUUCGAUUUUUACUGAAGGAGCACGUGUGUGCACUAAUCAUAAGGCUGUUUUCUCCAAAUGUUAAGUAUAGGGCCCUGCCGCCGCCGGCGCACAUCCCGGGCCCCGGCGCGGCGGCGGAGCGCCCGCACUUCCCCGUCACCAUGCGCCUGCUGCGCCUCGUGGCCGUCAUCGUGCACCGCUACCACGACGUUCUGGUGACGGAGUGUGAAAUAUUCCUCUCGUUGACCAUCAAGUUCCUGGACCCCGACAAGCCGCUGUGGCAGCGCGCGCUAGCGCUUGAAGUGCUACAUCGGAUCACUAUACAUCCGGAUUUGCUAAAAGCGUUCUGCGAAUGCUACGACAUGAAGCCACACGCUACGAAUAUCUUCCAAGACAUAGUGAACGCACUGGGUGCAUACGUGCAGAGUCUUUUCGUUGCCUCGCAAGUCAAUACUCCAGCUGGUUCUUCAAGCAUCCCUCAACAAGCCGGCUUCUACUGGAAGGGAGUGUGGUUACCUCUUUGUGUAACAUUCGAACCUGGAACCGCUAAAUCUGUAUAUAUAGAGAUGCUGGAUCGCACAGAGGCGCCCACGAUUCAAGAAGGAUACGGCAUAUCAGUCGCAUACGCGUGCUUAGUUGAGAUAAUACGCUCUAUAGCGAUCACCGUGGAAGGAGACGAAUAUUUUAGAUUACAAGAACUCUAUGAUGAUUCUCAGAACGACGGAGAUGAAAAAGAAAUGAAUUCAAAUAAACCUACUAAUAACCAGAACGAGGCAGAAACUAAAUUAGAUAAUGUAAAGGAAAUAACAAAUAAUGGGCACACCGGGGAAGCAGAUCAGAACUCAAAUGUUGUUGAGAAGAUUGACCCUGAGGCGGAGGACAAAGAGAGACAACUAAAACUGCAGCUAAUAAAAUCCUCUUGGUGUGGCCUGGUGUGGGGAUUGUCUGUGUUGGCGGAAGCCAGUAUUGGCGAACUGGAAAACAUUCUGCGUGCCAUACAAACGUUAGCGAGGGUUAGUGGGAAGGUGGGCGUGACGAGCGGGCGCGACGCGUGCAUCGGCGCGCUGUGCCGCUGCGCGCUGCCGGCGCAGUACUGCGUGCCCGUGCUGGGCGCGCUGGCGGCGCUGGCGGGCCCGGGCGCCUGGCCGGCGGCGCGCGCGCCCGCGCCCGACCUGCGCCACCACGUCGUGUGGGUGGGCACGCCGCUGCCGUGCGCGCAGCCCGCAGGUCAGCAGCAAUCAUUUGUGAUGGUGACCUCUCGCCACGUGACCGCCAUGCGGGCGCUGCUGGCGGCGGCCCGGCGCGACGGGGACGCCUUGCAGCACGCCUGGCUGCCGGUGCUCACCACCUUGCAGCACUUGGUCUGGAUAUUAGGUCUGAAACCAUCGACCGGUGGUAGUAUGAAGGCGAGUCGCGCAAGCGCGGAUGCGAACGCCGUCAUGAGCACGUCGGCUGUUAUGGCGGAUUUACCCGGUCAGCAAGUUCCCGUGGCCGAGUCGCUCGGAGUCAUGAGUGCGUUGUCCGCCAUGUUGUCGAGGGUGUUUGAAGCUUCGAAGAAUCUUGAUGACGUGGCUCUUCACCAUCUCAUUGACGCUCUCUGCAAACUCUCCAAUGAGGCUAUGGAACUUGCUUAUUCUAACAGAGAGCCAUCAUUGUUUGCUGUAGCUAAGCUCCUGGAAACAGGUUUGGCGAAUAUGCACAGGAUAGAGGUCAUGUGGAGGCCAAUCACGAACCACCUUCUUGAAGUGUGCCAACAUCCUCACAUACGAAUGCGGGAGUGGGGAGUUGAAGCCAUCACAUAUCUCGUGCAGGCUGCUUUCCAGUACCACCACAACAAUCCCAGUCUUGUUACUGAUGCGCGGUCGCGGCUGGUGCUGGAGCCGCUGGCGGAGCUGUGCGCCGUGCGGCACUGCGACGUGCGCGCCCGCCAGCUGGAGUGCGCGGCGCGCCUGCUGCACUCGCGCGGCGACCAGCUGGGCGCCGCCUGGCCGCUCAUGAUGGAGAUCAUCUCCGCCAUCAGCGACCACCACAGUGAACAACUAGUACGGUCGGCUUUUCAAUGUGCGCAACUGGUAGCCGGUGACUUACUGGGUUGCGCGGGGCCACGUUGCUUGAGAAGAGUAUUGGCGGCCGCAGCCGCUUUUGCUAGGCAAACCAAAGAACUAAACAUAAGUCUUACUGCCGUAGGGCUGAUGUGGAACAUAUCGGACUACCUGUACCACAACCGCGACAAGCUGUCGGUGGCGCUGGCCAGCGAGGCGGCCGCGGCGCCCGACGCGCUGCCCGACCUGCCGCCGCUCGACCGCCUGUGGAUGUGCCUCUACGUCAGGCUCAGUGAGCUGUGCACGGAGCCGCGAGCGCCGGUGCGCCGCGCCGCCAGCCAGACGCUGUUCAGUUGCAUCGGCGCGCACGGCACGCUGCUCAGCGCGCCCGCCUGGCGCGCGCUCCUCGCCGUGCUGUUCCCCAUGCUCGACCAGGUCCAGAAGCAAUCCAAUAUCGCCAGCUCGGAGAAGGUGGACACAGGCGAGCACAUCCUCAUUCACCACACUAGGAAUACCGCACAGAAGCAGUGGGCGGAGACACAAGUACUAACGUUAUCGGGUGUCUCUCGCGUGUUCCACUCAAGAUUUCAAUUACUGGUAACAGUAGGAGACUUCAACAGAUCGUGGACAGCGUUACUGGAUUAUAUUACUGAUUUCGCACUGCACAGGAGUCACGAGGUAUCGGUAGCGGCAUUAAAGUCAUUCCAAGAAGUAGUGUCAGCAGCGGGACGAGUGGAGGUCGAAGUGCCCAAACGCGUGUGGCCUGCAGCUUGGGCUGCGUGGACUACCAUCGCAUCGGGUCUUGGAGGACCACCGCCUAUACCUGAAGAUGGAAAACCGGUGGAGCUGUACGCGCCGUCUUUGAACUUUCUCACCACAUUAGUCCAGAUCUUUCCGCUCAUCUUCCAACACAUACGAUCCACGUUCACAGCAGAGGACGUGUCGCGGCUGGGCGAGUGCCUGUCCACGGUGUGCCGCGUGGAGCCGUCCGCGUCCGCGCUGGACGGGCUCGGCAGCGGCGCGCCCGUCAGCCUGCACGCGCUGCACUGCCUCGACACCGUGCACAAGGAGGCGCUGUCACGUCACGAGCUGCUGGGCCCGCUGUUCUCGGCGCUGAUCUCACUGGCGGGCGCCGCGGAGCAGGCGGGUAGUGCGCGCUGCCUCGCCGCCGCCGCCGCGCUCUACCGCGCCGCGCCCGGGCCCAGCGCCGCGCACCUGCCGGCGCUGCUGCAGGCUCUCCACACAGCAGUGAAGAAGUAUUCACCGGAUAAAAGAAGACGGAACAGCGAUAGAGAGCGGGAUCAACCUGACGAACCCACUCAGAUAGCUUCUUUGCUGUUGCAGGUGCUAGCAACAGGGCUGCCUCUAGCGAGAGAAAAUCCAGAUGAAUAUUCUGUAUUUUGGGAAAUUUUACCAACAGUAUUGGAAACAUUUAUGUUUGAGCCACCUGUAGGUGGUACCGCGCAGGCACGCGAAGUAGUGGGCGUGGUCCGCGAUGAAGUGCUCCGGGCGACGCCCCGCGCCCCCGCCCCCGCCGCGCGGCGCGUGUUGGCGCUAGUGCGCGCCGGCUCGCUGCACCACAACCCGCACCCGACAGAAAACGAACAAGAAUUGAAAGAACGCGAAGAAUUCGCGAGAACGUGCUUCGAAACUCUGCUGGAGUUCUCAAUGCUGGAAGACAUGGACUCCAUUACUGCCGCUGAGAAUGAAAAUGAUCCCCUAGCAAUAAUGCCGCUAUUAGACCGGUUUCAAGAAGUAAUAUCGAAAUACAACAAAGACGAAGACAGUUCGGAACCCUUACCCAGACAACAGGCGUCCGAGGUGUCGUUCGUGCUGCGCGCCGUGGCCGCGCUCGCCGCCGCCAUGCGCCGCGCGCCGCCCGCCCGCGUCGACCGCGCCGCCUGGAGGAAGCUCAUCGACGUGUACCCGUCGCUGGUGCGGCUGGCGGGAGGCGCUCGCGUCUGCGGAGCGGGCGGCGCGGGCGCGGCUCUCCGCGAGGCGCUGCUGCAGUUCGGCGCGCUGCUGGCGCCGCCGCCCGCGCUCUAGCGCCGUCUGCUCUACACCGCGCGCGUGUAGG